UGCUGACCGGUUUUGAUCUGUACACUGGUCAUAUCGCAACCGGUCUGCUCACCGGGCGCAUUAUAAAGUAAAAUCACGAAAAUCACGUACGUUAAUUCGUAAAGUUCUAUCCGCAGAGGCUACAAGUCCUAACACAAGAUUGCGUAGUGAUUUAUCGAUCAUGUGGCUCCAAUUAAGUUAUUUAUUGUGUCUCUUAAUUGCGAUGGAUUUUAUAAAGGAAGAUAUCUAUGCGAUGGCACAAAAUUCCGCUCAAACAAACAUUUCUUCACGAAUUAAUCCUCGAGUUGAAGAUGAUGAAGAUUUUGUGCCCUACCAGGGUGAACGCUUUACUGUAUUCGAUUGGAUGCUAUUUAGGAGUCUAAGCAAGACAAAUAGAGGAAAUAUAUUAUUGUCGCCAAUAUCCAUAAAAUUAGCAUUAGUGCUCCUUUAUGAGGGAGCUCAAGAUCAAACCGCAUAUGAACUUGCCGGAGCCAUGCAACUUCCCGUCAGUUCGCCGGCCAUUCGAGAGAAGUUUAAUAAUAUUGUGAAAUCUUUGCAGGCCCCGUCUUCUGCGUACAUUUUAAAUCUAGGAUCACGAAUUUAUAUCGAUGAUAAUAUAUUGACCAGACAACGUUACGCAGCGACGAUAAAAACAUUUUAUAAUACUGAUGUGAUCAACGCUAAUUUGUCUGACACGCACGCAAUUGCGAUUAAAGUUAAUUCUUGGGUCAAUAAUAUUACGAAUGGACAUAUUGAAAAGAUGAUAGAUGAUGAAAAAGGUCUAGAGGAUUCAGUGAUGCUGAUUGUAAAUGGAUUAUUUUUCAAAGGAGCUUGGCGCCGCAAAUACUUCGCUCCCGAGAAUAGUCGAGUUUCCAAAUUUUACAUAAAUGCUAAUGAGAGCAUAAACGUACCGUAUAUGCAUACUGUAAGUCGAUUUUAUUAUGCCGAAUCAUCCAGGCUCGAUGCAAAGAUUCUGCGAAUUCCAUACGACGGUUCAAAAUUUGCUAUGUAUAUUAUACUACCGCACACGCUAACAGGUAUGGAUCACAUUGUCAAUGAGAUUAAUUCGUUUACAUUGGCGAGAGAUGUAUGGGCCAUGCAGGAAUUGCCUCUUGAUGUUUGGAUUCCAAAGUUCAAGUUUGAAUUUACGAGCCAUUUGGAAAAUACUUUGCGUGAACUUGGUAUCCGCGAUAUCUUCGACGAUACUGCGCUGUUGACGGGAAUAGCAAAAACGAGACGGGUUUCCAGACGUUUGCGGGUAUCCGAUGUAGUACAUAAGACUGGAAUAGACAUGAAUGAAAAUGGAACGACUGCUUACGCUGCAACAGAAAUACAGAUUGGAAAUAAAAUAGAAGAAGGAACGUUUCAUGCUAAUCGUCCGUUCGUGUUUUACAUUGAGGAUGAGACCACCGGCACUAUCCUUUAUAUAGGCAAAAUUCAGAAUCCUUUGAAUACAUCUGGGACUACUGGGAAAGUGCAACAGGAAUUUCCAUCGCGAUUUAACCCGGAUACAGCCAUCGUAACUCCUAAUUCCGUUCCAGUUAUACUCAGUACUGAGGAUCGAUACUCUUUUUUCAACAUCGAUCUCCUGCAGAGAGUAAACGAGAAUGUGGAGGGUAAUCUGAUACUGUCUCCUGCUAGUGCGAAAAUCGCCCUUACGAGUCUGGUCGAAGGCACGGGUGGUCGAACACGUCACGAGCUUCUUGCAGCUCUGAGAUUACCAGCAGAAGAAUAUAUUAUAAGGAGAAUAGCGGAACGCUCUCUUAUACCUCUAAAAAGCCAACAAAAUGGCACGGAAAUCGAUGUAGCAACUCGUUUGUGGAUCAAUCCGGCUCUUGCAGCAUCUAAUAAUUAUAUGACCGCCUUAAAAACUUAUUAUGGAACUGAUAUCCAACAGCUGAAUUUCGGGAAUACAAAUAAUGCGGCCAAUAUCAUCAAUUCCUGGGUUCGCGAGAACACGCGGAAUAACAUCAAGACGAUCAUUCAGCCUGACACUCUUAGCGCCGAUACUCAGAUGGUGCUAACUUCGUCCUUGUAUUUCAAAGGACGAUGGUUGAAAUCCUUCGAUAAGGACGUUACGCGUGUACGGUGCUUCUAUGUUCCUCAAAAUGGUUGUCAAGAUAUUCUUAUGAUGGAAAACUCUUCGAAGUAUCGAUAUGGUAAUAUAGCUUCUCUUGAUGCUGAUGUGGUAGAAAUCCCGUACUCGAACGGUAGGACAUCUAUGCUGAUAUUCCUUCCGUCUCAUAAAGAGAGCGAUCCGUACCUACAGAUUCUGUUCAAAGAUCUGUCAUAUGUACCGAUGAAAACGCUACUCACUAGUCUCAACGAAACUGAAUUGAUACUUGCUAUUCCGAAAUUUAAUAUCGAGAGUAAAUUAGAUUUGCGUUCACCCUUAAUGCGCAUGGGUAUACAGGAUAUUUUUAGUUCUGCAGCAAAUUUCACUGGAAUCGUGUUUAAUAAAUACUUGCAAUUAGCAAAUAUUAUUCAAAAUGUUAAGAUAGAAGUGGAUGAAGAAGGAACCAUUGCUGCUGCAGUAACAGAACUUGCAGUUGUACCACUUAUGGCUAACAUGGUUUCAACUUUCAUAGUAAAUAGACCAUUUAUGUUUGCCAUCGUUGAUCUGGUAACAAGUGAGACUCUUUUCGCUGGUCGUUUCAUGGGUCCUAAUGCAGACAACUCUAAAGGCACUAUUUAAAAGAAAAGCUCAAUAUUCAUCUACAAUCAGUUUUGUACUUAAAAAAAGCUUAAAAUAUAAAGGACUUACAUAUAAUGAUGCUGUUUACAACAAAAAUGACG
Messenger RNA from Atta colombica, 2775 nucleotides. RefSeq lists its product as uncharacterized. NCBI's taxonomy places the organism in Eukaryota, Metazoa, Arthropoda, Insecta, Hymenoptera, Formicidae. Gene Ontology annotation, molecular function: serine-type endopeptidase inhibitor activity. The record is from RefSeq and is a predicted model, not a curated record. The coding region runs from base 161 to 2674 and encodes 837 amino acids. The transcript has 15 exons.